UUCCAAAAAAAUAAAAUAAUAAUACAAAAUAAAAAAUAAUAAUAAUAUGUUCAAACAGCGAUAACUAAACGUUUAAAUGGUAGCAUCAGCAUCUCAGCAGCUCCCAUCGGAAUCUCAGGUAAUAAGUACAAGAGCCGUCCAAGAAGCAUCUUCAGAGGCAUUUUAAUGCACGUUUAAAUAUUAUAAAUUUAUAAUUUUUUUAAAAACUCAUUUUUAAAUAUUAUCACUUCCAAUUUAGUCUUUGGAACAGAUGGGUACUCAAAAUCUUGUAUAUUUAACUAGAAUUGGUCACCUGCAGUGAGACUAAGCAAGCAAUGAGCCAACCAAUCACGCUAAACCGUGAAUCUUAUUUUUGAGACAUAAUCCCCAGUUUAGAAUUAAUUGGUUAAAUUUAUUUGUUUAAAGUAGUUAGUAGGUCGCUUAGCAUCGUCAUUCUAUAAAAGGAGCCAUCACGACCAUCUUCAACAAAGAGAGAAAUAGAUCAAGAGAAAUGGUUUUAGUUUAUCUCUUUGCGUCGGUGAGUUUAGUGGUGGGCUUUUUGAUUUAUUUCUACGCGCCAUACUGGAAAGUGAGGAAGGUCCCCGGACCUCCGGUGACUCCGCUCGUGGGCCACCUCCCUUUGCUCUCCAAAUAUGAGCUCGAUUUAUUCGGCAUCCUCGCCAAGAACUACGGCCCCAUCUUCAGGUUCCACAUGGGGAGACAACCUCUAAUUUUUGUGGCUGAUCCAGAACUGAUCCGAGAGGUAGGAAUAAAGAAGUUCAAAAGCAUCCCCAACAGGAGCAUGCCCUCUCCAAUCACCAACUCUCCUAUCCACCAAAAAGGUCUCUUUUUCACAAGGGAUUCAAGAUGGUCCUCCAUGAGAAACAUCAUUGUCGCAAUAUACCAACCUUCGCAUCUAGCUAGCCUAAUCCCCACAAUGCAAUCCCACAUAGAGCGCUCAACAAAAACACUCUCUACAAUCAAAGAAGACGAGGACAUCACCUUCUCUGAUUUCUCGAUCAAACUCUCCACCGACAUCAUCGGCGAGGCCGCCUUUGGUAUCGAUUUCGGCCUCGCGAAACAAGAAAAAGGAGAAGCAGAAGCAGCAGAAGCAGAAGAACCAGAAGAAGAAGUCGCGGAUUUCGUACAAAAACAUGUGUACGCCACAACCUCACUCAAAAUGGACCUAAGUGGCUCAUUCUCUAUCAUGCUGGGCCUUCUCAUUCCAUUCCUCCAAGAACCAUUUAGACACAUACUAAAGAGAAUUCCGUGGACCGCGGAUUUUAAGAUUGAUCAAACCAACUCCAGGCUAAGUAAGAGAAUGGAUGAAAUAGUUACCAAGAGAGCACAAAAGAUCGAUAGAGGGCGAAAGGAUUUCUUAUCGGUUGUGUUGAAUGCGAGGGACAAGGAUGAGGCGGCGCGGGAGCUGCUCACGCCGGACUUCGUGAGCGCACUUACGUAUGAGCACCUUCUUGCUGGGUCGACGACGAGCUCAUUUACCAUAGCCUCGCUUCUUUACUUGGUGUCGAAACACCCCGAGGUGGAGGCAAAGCUGAUCGAGGAGAUCGAUCAGUUCGGUCCGCGUGAUCGAGUUCCGACCGCCGAUGAUCUGCAGCACAAGUUUCCCUACCUUGAUCAGGUGAUAAAAGAGGUGAUGCGGUUCUUCUUUGUGUCGCCAUUGAUUGCGAGGCAAACAUCAGAGCAAGUUGAGCUUGGAGGCUAUGUCCUUCCGAAGGGCACAUGGGUGUGGCUAGCUCCAGGGGUCAUGGCUAGAGAUCCCAAGAACUUCCCCGAACCCAAUGCGUUCCGUCCAGAGCGGUUCGAUCCGAAUUGCAACGAAGAGAAGCAGAGGCACCCGUACGCGUUCAUACCCUUCGGGAUCGGACCCAGAGCAUGCAUCGGUCAGAAAUUUGCGAUCCUCGAGAUCAAGUUAGCUGCCAUACAUCUCUACCGACGCUACAUUUUCCGGCACUCCCCCUUGAUGGAAUCCCCUCUGCAGUUCCAAUAUGGAAUUGUAGCCAAUUUUAAGCAUGGUGUCAGGCUUCUUGUGACCAAGAGAUCUUAGUUAUGAAGCUUUUUAUUGUUGUGUACGUUUGUAUCUUGUGCACUUAUUUUACUUUCUUGGUUUUCUGUAGCUAUGGCUCAGCGAGCUAUAACUCUGAGUUUAGUGCGAUUCAUCAUGGUUUCCCUCAAAA
Messenger RNA from Ananas comosus (pineapple), 2174 nucleotides. RefSeq names its product cytochrome P450 711A1-like. The record is from RefSeq and is a predicted model, not a curated record. The transcript is spliced from 5 exons. Gene Ontology annotation, molecular function: heme binding; oxidoreductase activity, acting on paired donors, with incorporation or reduction of molecular oxygen; monooxygenase activity. Bases 491 to 2044 code for a protein of 517 amino acids. NCBI's taxonomy places the organism in Eukaryota, Viridiplantae, Streptophyta, Magnoliopsida, Poales, Bromeliaceae.